Molecule: messenger RNA, 1774 nt
Organism: Pomacea canaliculata
Lineage: Eukaryota; Metazoa; Mollusca; Gastropoda; Architaenioglossa; Ampullariidae
Product: complement C1q-like protein 3
Exons: 2
Coding region: 51-683 (210 amino acids)
Molecular function (GO): protein binding
Source: RefSeq, a predicted model, not a curated record
CUUACUAAACCUGAAACAGGACUGUACCCAACUAAGAACAAACGUCUGCUAUGUCGAAAGAAAUCCGCACGACUAUGACCAACAUGAAGAUGUUACUGCUGGUAGUUAUGUCCUGUUGUGUAGGUAGCAGCACAGGAAGUACAAAUUUCCGAGAGAAAAGAUCUGAUGAUACAACCAUAGCAGCACUGGAGGCUAUUGUGCAGCAACAAGGAGCACAGAUUCAGACACUGCAGGCAAAGCUGACUGCCCUUGAAUACCGGUUACCAUCAACCUUUACCCCAGUGGCCUUUACAGUCGGGUUCUCUCAUGAUGAUCAGGAUAAAGGAAUUGCAAUGGGACCACUGCAAAUACUGAAAUUUGACAAUGUGCUGACCAACAUGGGUGCAGGUUAUGAUGAGACGACAGGUAUUUUCACAGCCCCAGUCUCUGGUACCUAUGGGUUCUACCUGUCCGUCAUGGCACCCAAUGCACAUGGAUAUACACGCAUAUCAAUUGUCAAAGCUGGGUCUAUCUUGAACGGUGUCUUUGGUGAAGGCAAGACUGAUAUAUACGACCAAGGUUCAACCCAAGUGACAACCCACCUGCAAUCAGGUCAGAAGGUGUGGGUUCAACAAUAUGAAGGUGAUGCCGUGAGAGGUAGCUGGUAUACAAUUUUCACAGGCUUCAUGAUACAGGCUGACUGAUUGUGCCAUCUGACUGAUUGUUUUUUUAUAUUAUCAUCUUAACUAGUAACCAAAUGAAUAAGACGAAAGUGUGCAGCUGUACGAAAGUCUGCUCAGACUUUUUCUCAUACCCCCACCACAACCACUCCCGCAACACAAAAAAUAAAAUGAAAUGCGAACUUACGAAAAUAAGGCCGAAAUGUUCCCAAAGUCAAGAAUGGUAAAGUAUUGCUAUCCUGAAUGACAUGGUUUACUUAAUGUGAUCAUUUCUGUUUACCAUGCACAUAUAUGCAUGUGCAUGUACAUAAACACAUAUCAAGAUUUCUUUUUUACCACAUUUUACCCAGAAAAACUGUGCCUGAAACUGGUGCAUUACUUUCCUAUAAUACAAAUCAUUUUCAUUAGCUCAGUAGUUAUGAAACUUCUUAUUAGACACUGCACUAUAGAGAAUUUUUGUAAUAUUUAGCAUUGGUAUGAUUCACACAUAGGUAAAAUGGUUCCUCCUGCUCACUUUCAAAUUCUUUUCCCCCUUUAAAAGUCAGAAUAAAGAAAAUUUUUUGCAAGAGACAUAAGAUGGAAAUAUUUUAUCAGUAUUGUCGAUGUUUAUUUUGCAGGUAAAAAAAUACACAAUGCAAUGUUUUAUGAGGAAGUAAAUGUACAUGGUAGGAUAUACAAAGAUCAGUUUUAUCUUUGCUGAAGGUCCGUCUGACCUUCAGGAGUGAGGAUCCACUCAGGUGGGUCCCACAACACGAACUGAUAAGAGUCCCCAGUACCUUAACAGAUGCAGGUGAUAUCAUCCUGCAGUGUUUAUUCCUUGUUAUUCCUUGUUCCUAACCCUCUUGAGGGGCAUAGGGCCACAAAGCCUGCAGUGUACCAGACCAAAUCUUUCCUAGUAAUUUCUUACUUCUCCAAUUUCACCUAAAAUUUGUGCACCAGAUAGCAUUACCCAGACUGAGUUAUCACAGUUAUGCUGCAAUGUUAGAAAAUAUUUACAUUCUUAUUGGAUAAUCAUGCCUAUUGGCAAAUCAUGUUUGUUGUGCUUUGCAUUAUGGGGUAAUAUGAGCUAAAUUGUGAGAAAAACUGAAUAAAGACUUUUUAUGUCGUAUAUCUGU